Molecule: messenger RNA, 2028 nt
Organism: Cynara cardunculus var. scolymus (artichoke)
Lineage: Eukaryota; Viridiplantae; Streptophyta; Magnoliopsida; Asterales; Asteraceae
Exons: 3
Coding region: 1-2028 (675 amino acids)
Biological process (GO): telomere maintenance; DNA repair
Molecular function (GO): DNA helicase activity
Source: RefSeq, a predicted model, not a curated record
AUGCGAGAUUAUUAUUGUUACAAGUUCCAGAUUCGGUCGAGUAAUAACGUCAUUCAAUUAGGCGGAAGAUUAUUUCAACAGUUCGUGGUAGAUAUGUACAUCAAGAUAGAGACUACACGUUUAUCUUUUAUUGAAAGGAAUCAAACGAAGAUAAGAUCAGACUUAUACCAAGGUGUUGUGGAUUGCGUUAAUGUCGGUGAGGUUCAACCAAGUAGAAUUGGACUACGGGUUGUGCUUCCUGCAAGUUUUAUCGGAGGCCCACGUGAUAUGCGAAGAAGAUUUAUGGAUGCUAUGACUUUAGUUCAAGAUGACGGGAAGCCCGAUAUAUUCCUUACCAUGACGUGUAAUCUGAAGUGGCCUGAAAUCCUUAAAGAGUUAUUGCCUGGUCAAACCGCGCAAGAUAGGUCGGACCUUGUUGCAAGAGUUUUCCGUGCCAAAUUAGAGGAUCUUAAAAAUCAACUCUUCAAGAAGCACAUUCUCGGCGAGGUUGGGGCAUAUGUUUAUGUCAUCGAGUUUCAAAAACGUGGUUUGCCACAUGCACAUAUCCUCAUGAUAAUGAAAUCAGAACACAAGAUUACAAACCCAGACCAUUACGACAAGAUAGUUUGUGCUGAAAUCCCGGACCCGACAAAGUAUCCUGAAAUGCACGAGCUGGUGAUAAAGCAUAUGAUGCAUGAUCCUUGUGGCCAUUUACGACCGUCUAGCCCUUGUAUGGAAGGUGAGCCAAGAAAAUAUCGUUUUAGAUAUCCUCAACAAUUCAACGACAAGACGGUGCAGACAGAUAACUCAUAUCCGAUGUAUCAGAGGAGAGACAAUGGAAUAAAGGUGAACGUCCGGGGAAAUAUCCUUGAUAAUAGAUGGGUGGUCCCAUAUAAUCCAAAGUUGCUAACGAUGUUCAACUGUCACAUCAAUGUUGAGGUUUGCUCAAGUAUAAUAUCUGUGAAAUAUGUGUUCAAGUAUGUUUACAAGGGUCAUGACAAACAGGUUAUUCAURUUGAUCCUGAUAGAGAAGAGGUCAUUGUCAACGAGAUAAAGAGAUUUCAAGAUGCACGAUAUGUUUCGCCACCUGAGGCAAUAUGGAGGAUUUUUAGCUUGUCACUUUCUCAAAUUCACCCUUGUGUGAUGGCUUUGCAGGUCCAUCUUCCUAAUAAGCAGCUGUUUCCCAAUGCUCUUAGACGAUUAUUCGCGACGAUCUUGAUUUAUUGUGAGCCGGGAGAUGUUCGCRAGUUAUGGGAUGAACAUUAUGAUUCACUCUCUGAAGAUUAUAGACGAGACUAUGAAAAUGUUGAGGGAGUCCGAAAUAUGGUUCUUACAGACAUCGCAGUCUUAUUGCAAUCUAUGGGUAAAAACCUCGAUGAUUUUGAUCUGCCAAGUUUAAAUGCAGUUGUCAAUUUAGAAUCACGAGGAUUUCAUGGACCAGGUGGAACUGGAAAAACAUUUUUGUAUAGAGCUUUGCUAGCUAAUAUUCAUUCCCGUGGACUUAUUGCUCUCGCAACCGCUUCAUCCGGCACUGCCGCUAAUAACAUGCCAGGGGGGAGAACAGCUCACUCUCGAUUCAAGAUUCCCCUUACUCUUAAUAAUAAUUCGAUGUGCAAUAUAAAAAAACAAAGCAGAACUGCUCAACUACUUCGAGUCGCAAAAAUAAUCAUCUGGGAUGAAGCAUCAAUGGCAAAGAGGCAGGCAGUAGAGGCACUCGAUAGAACAAUGCAAGACAUCACUGGGGUGAGACUUCCUUUUGGUGGGAAAAUAAUUAUUAUGGGAGGUGAUUUUAGACAGGUGUUGCCAGUAAUCAGACAUGGUACUCGAGCACAGAUCGUAGACUCAAGCUUACGGAUGUCACCUAUUUGGUCUUUGAUUAAAAAGUUGCGGUUAACGAUCAAUAUGAGAGCACUUACUGAUCCAGGGUUUUCUGAUUUUCUGUUACGUGUCGGCGAUGGAGAUGAAGAAUCAGUAGAUGGAAACUUUAUUCGCAUACCUGAUGACAUGACCAUUCCUUACACUAGUAAAAUGAGUCGAAGGAUGCUUUGA